This is a messenger RNA of Saccostrea echinata, 2375 nucleotides long. RefSeq lists its product as uncharacterized. The transcript has 2 exons. The record is from RefSeq and is a predicted model, not a curated record. NCBI's taxonomy places the organism in Eukaryota, Metazoa, Mollusca, Bivalvia, Ostreida, Ostreidae. Bases 83 to 982 code for a protein of 299 amino acids.
GAGGGCGGUACACACCUGUGGGGAUUAAAAGUCAUAAAGCCAAGACGACAGAAAAUCUCAAUAUUUAUAAUAAUUCAGGACAAUGUUCACAUCGAUGUUUUUCUCAUUACUUGUUUAUUUCCUUUCAGGAACUCUCUGUUCUGCUCUCGUUGUUCAUGGUGGACAUGACCAUAACCACGGUGGUCAAGAUGUGCACGGACACGGUGGUCAAGAUGUGCACGGACAUGGCGCUCAUGAUACGCAUGGACAUGGUGGUCGGGAGGUGCAUCGCCAAAGUGGAUAUGGCGGUCAAGAAGUGCAAUGGUUCACGGAAGUCGGCCCUGAUGGAAUACCACGUGAAGUACAGUUAACCAUGGACGAAGUCCAGCGACGUCUUCGAGACCAACAAGCUCGUGGAAUCACUGACACAAAGUACUAUGGAGAAAAUGGUUUAGUGACGAUAGACAGGGGGCAUUUGAGGCCCGGGGAAUUGCUUCCCGGUCCUGUCGAUCCAUGGGUCUCGGCAACCUUUGAGGAAGAGAAAAGAAGGUUGGAACUGGAAAGACUAAGGAAAGAAAGACUAGAACAGGAAAGACGAAUAAAGGAGCUGGAAAAACGUCUGGCUAACGAGAGAAGACAGAACUCAAAUAGAAGAAGGCCAAGUAUAAGGAGACCUAAUCGAGUAAAUAAUCGAAAUCGAUUGAAUAUUCGUAGAACAACUGGAGGAAAUACUCGCAGACGAACUGGGGGAAAUACACGCAGACUAACUGGCGGAAAUACUCGAGGAAGAUCUUCCUCACGUGGACGAGGCACUAUACGUGGGAGAGCACCAGGCAGAAGUAGGAAUGUACAAGAAAAGAAGCCUGAAAAGAAAAAAGACAAAAAAGAAAGUAAGAGACCCAGGGGUUUAAUUUCGCGCUGGAUCGAAUCCAACCGGAAGCUGAUGGAUAAAGUAACCGAUAGAAAGCCAAGGGGUUUCUUAUCGGGUUUAGUGUUUGGAUAAACAACUAUAGAAAGGUCAUAAAAUGAAGACAUUUGAGCAAUGAUUUUAAAAAAAGACACCGGGAAAGAUAUUAUUUAUUGUCAUCCAAGUUGACUUUCCUAAAUAUCUUGAAGGAGAGUUUUCACUUUUUAUGAAUAAGGGAUUGAUUAGUAAAUAUUCUGGUAAAUCAAAGCAUUUUUGUUUUGUCAAAGCAUUUUUGUUUAGAAACUACAGAAUACAAAACAAAUAACAUGUGAUUCAAUUUUUUUACAUUUUUUGUAUUUUGUAAGCUAACCGUGAAAGAUAAAAUUGGAAAUUGUCGAGUUAUACACAAUCAAAAGUGGAGAUGGCGCUUUGGUAAAAUCUCCUCGUCAAAAAUACCUUUUAGAAUGUUAGGAAACAAGUAUUUAUUGUUAGUACAAUGAACAAAAAUUGAUUCGGUAUGUCUCUGUUAAAAAUAUAUUUUAAGAAAAAUGUUUAUAUACUAGGGGAUCCAAAAAUUCAAAUGCCAUUCUGAAUAAAACAUGUAAUAUUAAAUAAAGAAAUCAUUUUUAGAUUCGUGUAGAUAUGGAAAAAAAAAUUAGCAAUGACAAGAACUCAUGACUCCUCUAAAGAAGAUAUAUAACAUUUUCUGUAGAAAUUUAUCUUUGUGUAGUUACCGACAUUGUACUUACGCGCUCUAGUGACAUGAAAGAACAAUCACGUCAGAAUAGGCCAAAAAGAAACUUCAAUAAAUAAGAGUUUAAUUAGGACGCAAAAAGAGACAAUCAGAAAAAUCCUUGAUCCUCAUCUUGUUCCAUAUAUACCCAAAUUAAAAAAAACUAUUCUAUAGAUAGAAAAUUAACAAGAAUAGCUUUUUCAAAAAGCUUUGCCUUCUUCAGCAGUAAACUGACAUACACCUAUUAGUCUGUAUUAUCCUUGAGCAGUUCUUGGCUUUGAAUGAUUUCUUUAUCAGUUCUUUACAGACAUAAGGGUAGCCCUACUAUAUGAAAACUUGCAAAAACAAAGUAAAAAGAAUAAAUACAAAUUUUAAUGUUUGUAGGCAAUAAAGAACUCAUAUCUGUUAACCAUAAAAUAGAGAAACACUUUUUAACAAUUGCUAUAAAAAAUUAAGAAGUCAUUAAUUGCAAUUUUCUUUUGUUCGUUAUGUCGUUUUAUUUAAAGGGAUUUUAAUUACAUGGAUUAUAUUUUCAUGUAUAAAAUGUUUCCCUAAAAAAAUGGAAAUGUUCAUUGCGAUUAUAGCAACGUUGUGUCAUGUGUACUUUUCCGCCUUAAUACACAUUUCCCUUUCUGUCAGGACUAUUUGUCUUGGCUCUUCAAAGGUGAAAGUUGAAAGUUUUUUAAAAUGUUUAUUUUACUGGUUAAAGUUUGUUUAUUCCCUUUUUGAAUAUUGAAUAUUAAAACGUUUACAGAU